Messenger RNA from Macadamia integrifolia, 3358 nucleotides. RefSeq names its product hydroxyproline O-galactosyltransferase GALT2-like. Lineage: Eukaryota; Viridiplantae; Streptophyta; Magnoliopsida; Proteales; Proteaceae. The transcript is spliced from 7 exons. The coding region runs from base 993 to 3038 and encodes 681 amino acids. Gene Ontology annotation, cellular component: Golgi membrane. Gene Ontology annotation, molecular function: carbohydrate binding; galactosyltransferase activity. The record is from RefSeq and is a predicted model, not a curated record.
AUAAAGAAAGACAAAACAUUUUCCCUCUUCUUCUGUUUGUCGCAUGAGAGAGAGUCUCUGUCUCUGAGAGCUUUGGAGAUGAAUUUUCAUGGCAAAUUUUACAAAGAAGAAGAAGAAAGAGGAAUUCCUUCUCAUUUCUAUUUGAUUCUUCUCCAUAUUGGUAUUGGGUUUCGAAGAAAAUGAAAGUGAUAUAUGAUUUGAUUGAUUCCCUCUGAAAUUUGAAAGUUUUGUCCUCAUUUCGCCUUUCUUUACUUCAUUUCUUGUGUUUUGUUCAUUAGGGUUCCGUUCCAUUGAGUUUCUGCUUCAUUUUCGUAGAAUAUAUUUAUAAAACAGGUUAAGUGUGGUGGGAGACCGGUUUGCGUAAUUUGUAACUGUUUCUGCGUUGGAUAAGGAAGUUGAAUGACCCUUUUGUGAGAUGGUUCAAAUUUCUUCUACAAAUUUUCUUUUCGGUUCUCCUUUCUAAUUGGGUUUUGUUUUUUUUCUUUUCUUUUCUCUAUUGGUUUCAUCGAUUUUUGUUUGGUUUAUGAUCUGCUGUAUCCGCGAAGUGCUGUUUAGUUGGUAUUGCAUUGAUGAACCACUGAGUUGAGAUUGAGACUGUUUCCCUCCUCUAUGGUUUCGUUGGUACUGCUAGUUUUUAGUUUGAAACGGUGGAUGUUGAUGCAAAUGUUGCUGUGUAGGAGAGUAGAAGUGCUUGUUGAUUGUUGAAGCAGACCAAAUUCUCAUUGGAUCUGUAAGGAUUUUGAAUUAAUUCUGUUGGCAAAAGUCUCUGUGUUUUUCACUGAAUCUGGAGUUAUAUGGUUGAUUGGUGGGGGAGUUUGGUUUGAUGGUCCAUAUUUUGUUUGAGAAUGUGUUGGCAGGUUUGUUUGGUCAUGGGAUUCUGUUAAUUUUUAGUUAAUGAGUUGUAAAAAUGCCAGUUUUGAAGGAUUAUUAGUAGGGUUUCUCCGUUUCUGGAUAUCCGUGACUGGUUACAGUUUUCUAAAGGGUUUCUAAGGAUGAGGAGAACCAAAAUAGAUCCUGCUGGUGGGAAGAGGUUAAAAUUGCCUCAUAUUUUGCUGGCUGUAUCAGUUUUGUACUUGGUUUUUAUAGCCUUCAAGUUCCCUCAGUUCUUAGAGAUUGCUUCUGUGUUCAGUGGGGAUGACAGUUUUGUUGGUCUGGAUGGAUCAGCAGUGGGUGAGGAAGAUUGGGAUACCAGCAAACCCUUCUUUAGUUCUGUUUACAAGGAUACUUUUCAUAGAAAAUUGGAAGAUAAUGAGUACGUGAAUGCACCACUAAUGCCUCGUAAGGAACCAUUCCAAGAUGAGACCGGAAAUUCUCCACCUGUCAAGCCACGUCAGCUGCACUAUGGUCGGAUAACGGGUGAUGUUUUGAGGCAAAUGAAUAAGACAAUGGGUCAGUCUCUGCUGGAGAGAAUGGCUGAUGAGGCAUGGACUCUAGGACAGAAAGCAUGGGCAGAAGUAGAAAAAAUGGAUCCCAAAGAAGCUAAUCCAGGUUCUGUACUUGAGGGGACACCAGAGUUAUGUCCUUCAUCUAUAUCACUAGAUGGAGAAGAACUUGAGAGGGGGGACAAUGUUAUGUUUCUUCCUUGUGGUCUUGCAGCAGGUUCUUCAAUAACAGUGGUGGGGACACCCCAUGCUGCUCAUCAGGAGAUUGUACCUCAGCUUUCAAGAUCAAGACGUAGGGAUUCUAAGGUUUGGGUUUCGCAAUUUAUGGUCGAAUUGCAAGGGCUCAAGGCAGUGGAUGGGGAGGAUCCACCAAAAAUUCUGCAUUUGAAUCCGCGGUUGAAAGGAGACUGGAGCCAUUGGCCAGUCAUUGAACACAAUACAUGCUAUAGGAUGCAUUGGGGUGUGGCUCAAAGAUGUAAUGGUUUAUCAUCAGGCAACAUUGAUGAUAUGUUGGUUGAUGGAUUUGGGAGAUGUGAGAGAUGGAUGCGGAGUGAUAUUGCAGAUACAAAAGAGUCCAAGACUUCUUCUUGGUUCAAGCGAUUCAUAGGACGUAAACAAAAGCCAGAAGUUACCUGGCCUUUUCCUUUUGCAGAGGGUAGAAUGUUUAUCCUGACUAUUCGAGCUGGCGUGGAAGGAUAUCACCUCAAUGUUGGUGGCCGCCAUGUGUCUUCAUUCCCUUAUCGAAUGGGGUUUACUCUUGAAGAUGCAACAGGAUUAGAAAUUAAAGGUGAUGUGGAAGUUCAUUCAGUGUAUGCAACUUCUCUUCCUAAAUCUCAUCCAAGUUUCUCCCUCCAGCAAGUAUUGGACAUGUCAGAGCAGUGGAAGGCCCAUCCUUUGCCCAAAAUUCCCGUACGACUUUUUAUUGGGAUUCUUUCUGCUUCAAAUCACUUUGCAGAGCGCAUGGCAGUUAGAAAAACCUGGAUGCAAUCAUCUGACAUCAAGUCCUCUAAUGCAGUGGCUCGUUUCUUUGUAGCAUUGAAUCCAAGGAAGGAGGUGAAUGCAUUGCUGAAGAAGGAAGCAGCUUACUUUGGUGAUAUUGUCAUUUUGCCAUUUAUGGAUCGGUACGAACUUGUUGUUCUUAAAACUAUUGCCAUCUGUGAGUAUGGGGUUCAGAACUUGACUGCUGCACACAUCAUGAAAUGUGACGAUGAUACCUUUAUUAGGGUGGACACUGUCUUAAAUGAAAUUAAGGCUAUCUCUCACAAGAAGUCCCUUUAUAUGGGCAAUCUGAACCUUUUGCAUAGGCCUCUCAGAAAUGGUAAAUGGGCAGUUACUUUCGAGGAGUGGCCGGAAAAUGUAUAUCCUCCUUAUGCUAAUGGACCUGGAUACAUAAUUUCGGGCGAUAUUGCAAGAUUUAUUGUCUCCCAACGUGCCAAUCAAAGCUUAAGGUUGUUCAAGAUGGAGGAUGUUAGCAUGGGAUUGUGGGUUGAGCAAUUCAACAGCACCAGAACCGUCCAGUACUCCCAUAACUGGAAAUUUUGUCAGUAUGGGUGUUUGCAGGACUACUACACUGCACAUUACCAGUCGCCCAGACAGAUGAUCUGUUUGUGGGAUAAGUUGUCCAGAGGCCGGGCCAACUGUUGCAACUAUGGAUGACAAUGAGUGGCUGUGAUCAUUGGAGGCUCCCAUAGCAUGAUUUAUUUUCCAUCGAAUAUUUAUAUACUCAAAAUCACUUCUGUAGAUCAUUGUAACAUUACACACGGAAAAUUUUGUCCUCAUCUCCUACAAUUGAAAGAUGCCAGUUAGAAUCUUUCAACUGUUGGAAAAGAACAUUGUAUUUAGUGGAGUUGUCACAGCUGAAGUAUUAGGUUCUGGCUUAUCUGCAGUUUAUGCCAAAAAUGUACAAGUAUAGUGUAUAUUUUUUUCAAAACUAGCAAUUGAUGAAAAUAUCACUGAGAACUACGAAAAUUUCAUUA